Molecule: messenger RNA, 2114 nt
Organism: Fomitopsis serialis
Lineage: Eukaryota; Fungi; Basidiomycota; Agaricomycetes; Polyporales; Fomitopsidaceae
Exons: 4
Coding region: 316-1827 (503 amino acids)
Biological process (GO): regulation of DNA-templated transcription
Molecular function (GO): zinc ion binding; DNA-binding transcription factor activity, RNA polymerase II-specific
Source: RefSeq, a predicted model, not a curated record
CUCCUCGCCAAAUUUGGUUUCUUGAAUAGCGACCCUCUCCGCCACCGCCCUCGUCCGCGCCGCCCUCGCUGGCCGUCCGCGACAUUUCUCGCUCGUCGCUGCCCAGCUGCGAGCCGCCACACGCACUCUGCGUGCACGCCAGGACGCUCGCAGCGCACACAUUCAACCGACGUGCGCUAGUGCUUAUCUCACACGGGCUGGCUGUCGUCUGUGGCCACAUCAAACCGUCCGCAACUGCUGCGGCGCGCGCCCCUGUUGGACGAUUCUCCGCACACUGCUCAAUUUUUACUCCUACAGCACCACCACAUUUCUACCAUGGCUGACUCCCCAGAUGGCACCGAAUCGGCAGCAGCCGAGUCGGGCGAUGACGGACAGCUCACCAUCCGCAUUCCUAACCCAAAAGUCUACAUGGCUCGUCAAUCGCAGUGGAAAGGCCGCAGAGGAAAGCCGCGCUGUGAUCAUUGCCGUUUGAACAACCUCAAGUGCGACCGCGUUUUGCCCACAUGUAAUCACUGCGCAUGGGCAAAUGGCCGAGAAUGCAAGUACACGCCGUUACCGACUCCUGCGCAUAGGGGCAUCCCGAGAUGCGACAGGUGUCGAUCCCAGAACCUCAAGUGCGAUCGCAGUUUGCCCAUAUGCAACCACUGUCAGGAGGAUAACGAGGAGGACUGCAACUACACGCCGAAGAAGCGGCACAAGGUUCCCACAGAGAACCAGACCGCGACACCGAAGGGCGACAGAAACGAGACGCCCUAUACUUCGAAGACGGCUUCCUUUCUCGUCUCCGAGGUGCCUUCGGACCACGAGGGCGAGGCGGAGAGCUCCACCUCCAAUGGAAACGGUGCCACUCCGACCAACAAGCACACCUUCGAGGCCGAAAUGCGCACUGAGCCACAGAUUAAGCAAUACAAGCCACCUGGCUCACCUAUGCCGGGUGAUGAUAUUCCUAUGGACGUCGACUCGGAGAUGUUCCAGCAGGUGGGCCCUGAUGGAGCGGUAACCUGGGUGCGCAAGCUUGCGCUGCCUCCGCUUUCGGCGAAGGGCGCGUCCUCUGCGAGCGCGAGUGGCUCAGGGUACCACCGUCCAUUUGUGCUCGACCAGGGCAUGAUCGUCACAACACCACACGUUGACCCGUGGACGCAUCCGUCCUUCGCUCCUCUUCCGACCGUCGUCCUACAAACACUCGCGGCAAUUACAGCAAUGGACAUGCCGACGCGACAUGCGUUCGACGAGGCGCUCAUACGGUUCGUAGGCGGACUGGCACCAGAAUUACGGGAGACGGCGACGUUCAUCACAGACGUCUACUCAGAGGUCGCGCAUGCCGUAUCCGAAGGUUUGGUAUCGGAGUUGUCGCCCCGAUUGCAGCUCUGGGCGAGCUGCCACCAUGCAAGAGCGGGUUCACGCAAGCAGCACCUGCUCAUCCUCCCCAGGGACGCGUACUACAACAUGGACCGUGUAGACGAGGAGAGCCUCCGCGCUAGCUAUGUCGCCCUGACGGAUGGCGAGCCCGUGCCACUCAAGCCAGAGGACUCGGCGGCGGGCAGCUUGGCCGCGCUGGACCCUUUGGCAGUGUUCGACCGCAUACCGGUCCAAUCGCAGAUAUACGACGUCUUGGUGUACACACACAGGAACCACAGCUCCGCUCCGAGCAUGCUGUCGGAGGCCAGGCGGAUAGGCGUCGCGACGAUCACCUGGCCGAUGGUGGAGAUCUUCAUCCGGCUAUGCCCUCUCUGCAAAAUGCGCGGCAAGAACAGCACGCGCGUCGCCUCCGAAGACGACCCCGCCCCACCUGUCUCACGCGCCCACUCACACGCCUCCAAGCGAUAGCUCACCCCCACUCUCGCGGCCUCGCGGCCGGCCAUUGUAUCUUUAUUUAGGGCAUCUACUUCCUUGUACGAUACAUAUACAAGCUAGCUCACCGUGAUGUACAUGCGUCGUAUUGGUCGGGAUGGGUCCGUUGUAACAUUUAUUCCGCUCUCUCGUUGUGUACUCGUCGGUGCUCCUCUCCUGUUUUGGUGAUCUCGAGCUCAGUGUUGUUGCUGUACUGUACCGGCGCGCCUUGCUUGUAUUGCGGCUGCGGUUGCCAGGUCGAAUGGACACACGUUGUCCUUGCG